Messenger RNA from Zygosaccharomyces rouxii, 1458 nucleotides. RefSeq lists its product as uncharacterized. Lineage: Eukaryota; Fungi; Ascomycota; Saccharomycetes; Saccharomycetales; Saccharomycetaceae. The transcript has a single exon. The record is from RefSeq and is a predicted model, not a curated record. Bases 1 to 1458 code for a protein of 485 amino acids.
AUGAAUAACAAUAGUAAUAAUAACGAUGGUAAUAAAGACACUCCCGUUCAAAAACCUAUACUAGUUAGAAUUGACAACUUGCCCCCGGGUAAAUCCUGGAAAGAAGUUCGUUAUCUGAUCGGGGGAAUUGUUCAUCAUUCAAAUGUAAUCCAAGUGAAAAUGCUACCGUUGAUGUCCUCAAUAGUACCCCCUUUUGUUCCGUUUCAAAGUUGUAUCGUGACUUUGAAACCACAACUAGAUCCUGAAUCGUUGAGUGAAUUACUAGUUAAUUUGAACACUUAUCAGUGGCAUUACUACAACUUAUACGCUUAUACAUUACCCCCACUAGAUGCAAUGCAACAGUUUAUGCCCAUGCUUGAUCAGACAACAGCAAUACCACCAAGUGGUAACAAGUUGACCCAUGAUGAAGUUAGCAUCAGCCCGAGCUCGUUAAACGACCACACAGAACUAAAGACGCCAAAUGGUACACCUUCACUCUUAUACCCAACGCCAAUUCCAGCGCCUGCACCGCCACCGAUCGCACCAGCGGGACCUGCAACACCUGCUAUGAUUUCGUUACCGCCAGGACCGGGAUCAGGACCGGGACCAAUGUCGCCGUUUGGUACGUUGAAUGGCGGCAUUCCUGCAAUGGCUCCACAACUCCCAUUUAUGGGGAUGGGACCGGGACCGCCAAGACGCCAGUAUUAUCAACCGAACAUGUACGGAUCAGGCAAAUUCGGCGGCGCUUCUGGCGGGUUGUCGUCUACAUCCAGUGGCAGAAACAGUCAUAGAAACAGUAGCGGUGGUGAAAAUAUCGGUGCCGAUAAUAAGCCUCCUGCCCCUGACAGGUACAUGGCGGCGGCAGCAGCAGCAACCUCUGCAACCACUCAAGGCCUGAACGAUUCUUCUCGCGGGAAUAUUACAAAUAGCAACUCUAAAAGGUUAAAACAGAUCUUUAACGAAAGGACCUUUAGGAAGCAGAUGACAGGCAGGAAAAUGUCACAAUUGCAGAUUUCAGGUUUCCCACCGUUUAUCAAGUUAGACUCCUGGGAACCAAUACAGCCGGAAAAUUAUAGAUCAUUGGGCGAAAAAGGGGUUCAACUGAUAGAGACGGAUCAGCCGGAAAAAUACGGCAGGUUAAGAUGGACAAUCUUGAAGGAUUAUGUCAAAUUGAAAUGCCCUCGAUUGUUGAGUUUGCAAGAGGAGGAUUCAUCUGUGGAAAAUAACACGAGAGAAUUUUAUGUGGGUGUUUAUGAGGACCAUGAGGAGCCCAUUGGUAUCAAGAUUGCCCCCAAUGAGCAAGAAUCGCCAGAAUAUGGCUUAAGUUCAGCUACCGUAUACAAGGCCAUCGUGGGGUUUAACAAUAGCGAGCUUUGCGACUCCUGCAUGGAUGCUCUACGCGAUCAAGAAUAUUCAUUGGGGUACAAAUUGGAGAUCAAGGCAUUACCACCGUACGAGGAGGAACAGCAACGUACGUAG